Messenger RNA from Exophiala xenobiotica, 1118 nucleotides. RefSeq lists its product as uncharacterized. Bases 317 to 886 code for a protein of 189 amino acids. Lineage: Eukaryota; Fungi; Ascomycota; Eurotiomycetes; Chaetothyriales; Herpotrichiellaceae. The record is from RefSeq and is a predicted model, not a curated record. The transcript has a single exon.
CCUGUGUCCAUGAUGUGUUGUUUGCUGUCACGUCGCGUGUUGGGUGGGCAAGCACCGCGGUGGUACCACCAGUCGUAUUGCUGAAGUCUCGGAUCCUCGAUGCAACGCUUUUCCAAGCCUAUGACAUCGAACAAGGUGGCUCCCAGAGCUUUCUGUCUCCUGUGACGCCGACUUCCUGGCUGUUUUUUUCACCUUGAUGUAACUCGUAGUACAGUUCACUCGUUCCUGGUUGUCAUCUCCAGGGUCCCCAGCUCUAUCGGUGCGGCAUAUUUGGCUCUGGAAUAGGCAGAGGAACUGAGCCGAGCCUGCAGAAGAGAUGGAGUCGAAAAUGGCGAACCUGCACAUCGAUCUGCCCUCGGCGUCCAAAAUGAAGUCAAAUGCAAAGAAAGAGGAUGUAAUCGACUCCUGGGAGGACGAUGACCUGACUUCACCCGUCGAUGGUCUUGCCACGCCGACUGAUGGAUCAGGAUCAGGAUCAGGAUCAGGACCGCCCAUCAAAAGUAUGAGAUCCAAAGAUCCAGCCUUGAAACCUCCACCUCCCACACCCAUCUCCCCUCCCGGAAGCGGCGAGCAAUAUAUGAACUGGUCACCCGCCCAAGUAUUAGGAGGAGGUCGUCCCACACCAUAUAGCCCACCCACACCGUCCACACCGACAGGUUCAGAUCGAGAACGAGAGCAACGGAGGCCAGAGAAGACCACUGCCACAGCAAGCCGGAUGAUUGCUGCCGGAUUGGGUAUCAAGGCCCCUAAGAAGACUGAAGAACAAAAACAGUAUGAUCGUGCAGUCAGGGAGCAAGAGAUUCGACGCAAGAACAAGGAAAAGGAAGACAGGGAGCGAGAAAGGGAAGCCGAUGAGAAGUUGAAGGCGGCAGUUUGGGAUAGUUGACCGUUGCUUGCUCUUCUCCUGCGGCCAAGUUAGAACUCGCUGACAGCCUUGAUGUUGGCUUUUGGGUGGCUCUGUGUAGUGUCUGUUGGUUGCUACAAGUCUCAUGUAGGAUUCGUUAUGCUCUGAGGAUAUCGUAGGGACAAGGAUUAUUCUCGAGCAGUCCUCGAAACCAUGCGAUGUGUCGAGCAAACCCACCAUUUUGUUAGGAAUAUACGUAUGCUCUAUAGGCUUC